AUGGCGUUGAGCACCCAAAGAGCAUCUGCUUUUCUUCCUGCAGCUGAUCAAUCGGCUCGUCAAUGGAACUACGAUGUGUUUUUGAGUUUCAGGGGUGUAGACACUCGAAAUAGCUUUGUGUCCCAUUUAUACCACGAAUUGCAGCACAGGGUCAUUAAAACAUUCAAGGAUGAUCCAAAGCUUGAAAGAGGGACAACCAUUUCUUCAGAGCUCCUUAAUGCAAUCCAAGAAUCAAGGCUUGCUAUCGUUGUUCUCUCGCCAAACUAUGCUUCUUCUUCCUGGUGCUUGGAUGAACUUACAAAUAUUCUCCAAUGCAUGAAAUCCAAGGGCACAGUUCUGCCCGUGUUUUAUAAUGUGGAUCCCUCGGAUGUACGAAAACAAAGCGGCAGUUUUGCAGGCGCCUUCACUGAGCAUGAGAAAAGGUUUAGGGAAGACAAAGAAAAGGUGAAGUGCUGGAGAGCUGCUUUAACAGAAGUUGCCAAUUUAUCUGGGUUGGAUUCAAAGAAUGAGUGUGAAAGAAAGCUCAUUGAAAAGAUUGUUGAAUGGGUGUGGGGGAAAGUGCAUCGCACAUUCAAAUUGUUAGAUUCCGCAAAGUUAGUGGGAAUUAAGUUUACACGUGAGCAGAUGGAUUUGCUUUUAGAUCCUACAGAUGAUGUUCGCUUUGUCGGGAUAUGGGGGAUGGGAGGCAUUGGCAAGACAACUAUUGCUAGGCUUGUUCAUGAAAGCAUUUCUUUUCAUUUUGAAGUUAGCUGCUUUCUUGCUAAUGUUAGAGAGGCUUCUGAAGGUAAUCGUCUUGUUGAUCUACAAAAACAGCUUCUUUUCCCUAUCUUGAAGGAACAAAUUACUCAAGUAUGGGAUGAAGAGUGGGGGACCUAUUUCAUUAAGAAUUGCUUAUGUAAUAAAAAGGUUCUUCUCAUUCUUGAUGAUGUGAAUGCAUCAAGCCAACUAGAGAAAUUUGCUAAGGAAAAGGAUUGGUUUGGUAAGGGGAGUAUCAUCAUCAUUACAACUAGAGAUGAACGGUUGGUUAAAAAGCAUGAUAUGGAGAUAUCAUAUAAGGUAGAGGGAUUAGGUGAUGAUGAGGCUCUUGAGCUCUUUAGUCUAAACGCCUUUAAAAAAUUUGAGCCUGAGGAAGGUUUUUGGGAAUUGUCUCAAUGCUUUGUAAAUUAUGCUGGAGGUGUUCCAUUAGCUCUUAAAAUUUUGGGAUGCUUUGUGUAUAAGAGAGAUCGAGAUGAAUGGAAAAGUGAAUUGGAUAAGCUACGGAAAAUUCCUCCGUCAACAAUUUUCGAUUUGCUCAAAAUAAGUUAUGAUAGACUAGAUGAGAUGAACCAGAAUAUAUUUCUCGAUGUUGCAUUUUUUCAUAAGGGGAAGAGCAAGGAGGAAGUAAUUGAAAUACUAGACAGUUGUGACCGUUGUGGUGGGAUAAAUGCUCUCAUUGAGAAGUCGCUCUUAACUGUUGAGAUUUCAAACAACAUUGUUGGGAUGCAUGAUUUGAUACAAGAAAUGGCAUUUCAAAUUGUCCGUCAAGAGUCUAUUGAAGAGCCCGGUGGACGCAGUCGAUUGUGUCAUCGUAAUGACAUCAUUCAUGUAUUGAUAAACAAUACGGGAACUAACAAAAUUCAAGGCAUCGCCUUAACAUUGGCAGAACUUGAAAAGGUAGAUUGGAAUUGUGAAGCAUUCUCUAAGAUGAUUAACCUGAAAUUUCUUGAAGUUGAUAAUGUGAUCAUUUCCUCAAUCCCUAGAAUUCUUCCUAAUUCCUUAAGAAUUAUUAAAUGGAAUUGGUAUUCUUCCAAAUAUCUCCCAUCAAAUUUUCAACCGAAUAAACUUGUUUCACUUGAGAUGCGGGGCAGCGAACUAGUUAGGCUCUGGGAUGGAAGAAUUGACUUGCCCAAUUUGAAAUACAUGGACCUUAGUUGCUCUCGAAACUUGGCAACAAUCCCAAAUUUCACUGGCAUUCCAAAACUCCAGGUGUUGGAUCUAUAUGGGUGUGAGAAUUUAGUUGAGAUUCACCCAUCCGUUGCAUAUCUAAAAUGGCUUUCAAGAUUAAUACUAGAUGAAUGCUCUAGUAUUAAGAGUCUUCCAAGUGAGAUAGAAAUGGAUUCUCUUAUGUAUUUCAGUCUUGACGGUUGCUCAAAACUGAAAAAGAUUCCAGAAUUUUCAGGACGAAUGGAGAAUUUGUCAACGUUUAGUCUGAUUGGGACGCCCAUUGAGAAAUUACCUUCAUCAAUUGAACGUCUUGUUGGCCUUACUUGUCUAGAUGUAAGAAAUUGUAAAAAUCUCUUGGGUCUUCCAAGCGCAAUUUGUAAUUUGAAGUCUCUUAAAAUGCUAUAUGCUUAUGGAUACAAUUGCCCAGAAAACUCAUGGGAGAUUGACCCACCCUCCGUUGGAAUUAUUAAAGUAUUUGGAUCAGAGCGUAAUAAAUCAAGGUUUUGGUGGAGCCUCCAAAGAAAGGCUUUUGUGUUGGGUUCGCUACAUGGUUUAUGGUCUUUGGAGUAUUUGGAUCUUCCGGGUGAUUCUGGUCUUUGUGAUCUUCCGGGUGAUAUUGGUUUCUUGUCCUCUGUACAAAGAUUAGACCUCAGUCGAAACAAUUUUGUUAGCCUUCCUGCAAGCAUUGGAUGUCUUCCUAAGCAUCUGUUACUUAAGUUGAAUGGGUGCCAAAGGCUUCAACAAUUGCCCCAUCUCCGCUUUGAAGACUUCGACAGAUUUGAAGUAUACACAGACGGUUGCACUUCCUUAAAAGUGUCGCCAAAGUUGAGCAGAACAAAUGGAAGUUAUCUUAAGUUGAGGUGUGUGAGUUGCUUUGGAUGCGUUGAGAAUGAAAGCUGCGAUGAUAAUGUAAUACUUGGAAUGCUCUGGAUUGCUCUUGAUUGGAGAUUCCUUCAGGUACCUGCACUCACUGGGCCUCUUCCCCGUGUCAACAUUGUUACUCCUGGAAGGAGAAUUCCAGAGUGGUUCAAUAAUCAAAGUGUGGGAGAUUCCUUAAUUGUGGAGCUACCUUCAUGUACCACUUGUUCUUGGAUUGCUUUAUGUGCUGUCUUUGAAGACGAUCACCCAAAUCCACCUCAUGAACUUUCUGCUUAUUUUCACAUUGCAUGUCACUCAGGAAAAGAUAUCCUUGUGCGUAGUAGUUUGAUGGAAGGAGGCCAUCUUGUAUCACCUCACCUUUGGGUAGCCUGUGUAUCUCCUUAUGUAUUCAACAAAGAAUGCAAUCAGAUGAAGAUUUCAUUCCGAACUUUUUAUGACAAUUCUUCUCGAGCCUCAGGCAAAACAUAUUGCUCGGGUAUAAAGAAGUGCGGAUUCCGUUUGGUACAUGAGCAAGACUUGGAAGAACUUAAGCAAAUCAUGAUGAUGAACCACUCCAUCAACAUCAGCACAAAAGCUAUUUCUUCUCACAAUUCAGCUGAUGCAAGUGCAAGCUCUCACCAAAAAUCUCUCUGCCGCAAAAGCUAUGCUCUUUCCAAAGGGUUUUUAACAAAACUUGUUAAGAUUUUCUCCCUCUUUUUAACAACUGCAGUUUUUAUCAAAUCUUUCAACAAUAGCGAACCAUGGGGGGUUGUGCUACAUCAAUUGGUAUUCAGAGCCUCUUGCUCUGCCGCUGUUGCUCUGUUUCGUUGCUGCUACUGGUCUUCAUGGCUCCCAACAUCACCGUUGCCAAUUUGGCUGACCAAUUUCAGGAAUUCAAGGUAUAUUGCCAAAUUACAAGCUUCCGUGACGCUGCUCGUCAACCAGCUCUCAAUCGCGACUCCUGAACCAUCCUCCACAUCUGCUGUUCUCUCUCGUUCGUGCACACGUUCUCUCCAGGCUAGUCUCCUUCCCAAUCCGUCUAAGGAUUCCAAGUUCCAAGGCCACUUGGGCCUUCCAUCAUCUUCUACGGGGACAUCUAUGGUUCAAUCCGAACCAACUUUUUCUGUCGAAUUUGCACCUAAACCCCAUUAUACCCAACACACAGUGGCUUCUCCUCUAGUGGACGCCACUAUCCCGCCCCGACCACACGAACAUCACGUCAUCCACCGAAACUUGGAUUUUGAGAUCGCCCGUCAUGCCAAGCCUACUGCCCCUGACUUCGAUGGUCGCAAGGAUCCUACUCUUUUUGUUGAUUGGAUAUUGGCUAUGGAAGAUUAUUUUAAAUGGUACGACAUGUCCGAUGCACAAUGGAUCCGAUUUGCCAAACUCAAACUCGUAGGAGCCGCAAAACAAUACUGGAAGGCUACUGAGCAUCAUCUCCAACAACUGGGCCCUUGUGAUUUUAUGGGAUGA
Molecule: messenger RNA, 4254 nt
Organism: Prunus armeniaca (apricot)
Lineage: Eukaryota; Viridiplantae; Streptophyta; Magnoliopsida; Rosales; Rosaceae
Source: the annotation of a GenBank genome assembly